Molecule: messenger RNA, 1484 nt
Organism: Balaenoptera acutorostrata (minke whale)
Lineage: Eukaryota; Metazoa; Chordata; Mammalia; Artiodactyla; Balaenopteridae
Gene: CDC50B
Product: transmembrane protein 30B
Exons: 1
Coding region: 331-1392 (353 amino acids)
Biological process (GO): phospholipid translocation
Cellular component (GO): endoplasmic reticulum; plasma membrane; Golgi apparatus
Source: RefSeq, a predicted model, not a curated record
CCACCCGGAAAGAGAGGAAAAGCGAGCUCUGGGCCCGCCAGGUGAGGGAAGGAACGCCCGCGCGCUCACCUCCGAAGAGGCGGGGCGCGGCUCUCGAUUACCCGCAGGGGCGGUGCUGGCCGAUCACCUGGGCCGAGGCGGAACUGAAGGGUCCGGUCACUGCCCGGAGAACCUGUAACUAAGACUCACCUGUGCGGGGGCCGGAGGCGGGACCGGGGCCAGAACUCACCUGAGCCGGUGGAAACCCGCCGCGGGUUCGCCCAGCGAGGAGGGGGAGGCGCCCCCGGCCGGCCCCAUCCGAGCGCCCCUCCGUGGGUCCGCGCGGCCGCCAUGACCUGGAGCGCCACCGCCCGGGGCGCCCACCAGCCCGACAACACCGCGUUCACUCAGCAGCGCCUCCCCGCCUGGCAGCCGCUGCUGUCAGCCAGCAUCGCGCUGCCGCUCUUCUUCUGCGCCGGCCUGGCCUUCAUCGGCCUGGGCCUGGGCCUCUACUACUCCUCCAACGGCAUCAAGGAGCUCGAGUACGACUAUACCGGCGACCUGGGCACCGGCAACUGCUCGGUGUGCGCCGCCAUCGGCCAGGGCCGCGCGCCGCCGCCCCGCUGCUCGUGCGCCUGGUACUUCUCGCUGCCCGAGUUCUUCCAGGGCCCCGUGUUCCUCUACUACGAGCUGACCAACUUCUACCAGAACAACCGGCGCUACGGCGUGUCCCGCGACGACGCGCAGCUGAGCGGGCUGCAGAGCGCGCUGCGCCACCCGGUCAACGAGUGCUACCCCUACCAGUACAGCGCGGCUGGCCUGCCCAUCGCGCCCUGCGGCGCCAUCGCCAACAGCCUCUUCAACGACUCCUUCUCGCUGUGGCACCAGCGCCUGCCCGGCGGGCCCUACGUCGAGGUGCCGCUCGACCGCACCGGCAUCGCCUGGUGGACCGACUACCACGUCAAGUUCCGCAACCCGCCGCUGGUGAACGGCAGCCUGGCGUUGGCCUUCCAGGGCACCGCGCCCCCGCCCAGCUGGCACCGGCCGGUCUACGAGCUCAGCCCAGACCCGAACAACACCGGCUUCAUCAACCAGGACUUCGUGGUGUGGAUGCGCACGGCGGCGCUGCCCACGUUCCGCAAGCUGUACGCGCGCAUCCGCCAGGGCAACUACUCGGCCGGGCUGCCGCGGGGCACCUACCGCGUCAACAUCACCUACAACUACCCGGUGCGCGCCUUCGGCGGCCACAAGCUCAUCACCUUCAGCAGCAUCUCGUGGAUGGGCGGCAAGAAUCCGUUCCUGGGCAUCGCCUACUUGGUGGUCGGCUCCCUCUGCAUCCUCAUGGGCUUUGUCAUGCUGGUCGUCUACAUUCGCUACCAGGACCAGAACGACGAAGACGAGGACGACGAGUAAUUCCUGCUUUCAGAGCACCCUUUCUGCUUCUUGCCAAAACGCUCUUGCAAGCUUCUUUUGGUUCCUCCCUCCCGACUGUCACCCAGUUCCAA